AUCAGGUACUCAGAAGCAGGAAGCAAACCAAUCGGACGCCUGGGAGGUAAGGCGAGGCCAUGGAAUAUCCACCAACCAGAUAAUCAUCACUGGCAUAGCUGGGAAGUGUCCGAAUGUAGGCUGCAGCAGUCCUGAAGGUUGAUGGAGGGCCAUGCUAUUCAAACAGCAGGCGUGGCUGAGACAGAAGCUCCUGGUGCUGGGAAGCCUUGCCGUUGGGAGUCUCCUGUAUCUAGUCGCCAGAGUUGGGAGCUUGGAUAGGCUACAACCAAUUUGCCCCAUUGAAGGUCGAUUUGGUGGAGCCCGCGGUCAGGCUGAAUUCCCACUCCGUGCUCUGCAGUUUAAGCGUGGCCUGCUGCACGAAUUCCGGAAGGGCAACACUUCCAAGGAGCAGGUUCGCCUCCAUGACCUGGUGCAGCAGCUCCCCAAGGCCAUUAUCAUUGGCGUGAGGAAGGGAGGCACGAGGGCCUUGCUUGAGAUGCUGAACCUCCAUCCAGCAGUGGUGAAAGCCUCUCAAGAAAUCCACUUUUUUGACAAUGAUGAGAAUUAUGCCAAGGGCAUUGAGUGGUAUAGGAAAAAGAUGCCUUUUUCCUACCCUCAGCAAAUCACAAUUGAAAAGAGCCCAGCAUAUUUUAUCACAGAGGAAGUUCCGGAAAGGAUUUACAAAAUGAACUCAUCCAUCAAGUUGUUGAUCAUUGUCAGGGAGCCAACCACAAGAGCUAUUUCUGAUUAUACUCAGGUGCUAGAGGGGAAAGAGAGGAAGAACAAAACUUAUUACAAAUUUGAGAAGCUGGCCAUAGACUCUAAUACCUGUGAAGUGAACACAAAAUAUAAGGCGGUAAGAACCAGCAUCUACACCAAACAUCUGGAGAGGUGGCUGAAAUACUUUCCAAUUGAGCAAUUUCACAUCGUGGAUGGAGAUCGCCUCAUCACAGAACCUCUGCCGGAACUUCAGCUCGUGGAGAAGUUCCUAAAUCUUCCCCCAAGGAUAAGUCAGUACAACUUAUAUUUCAAUGCUACCAGAGGGUUUUACUGCUUGCGGUUUAAUAUUAUCUUUAAUAAGUGCCUGGCGGGCAGCAAGGGACGCAUUCAUCCGGAGGUGGACCCCUCUGUCAUUACCAAAUUGCGCAAAUUCUUUCACCCUUUCAAUCAAAAAUUUUAUCAGAUCACUGGGAGGACAUUGAACUGGCCCUAAAAAAACAUGCCAUACAACACUAUGUGUUGUGCCUGGACACACAUGAUAUCUCUUCUAGAUUAAAAAUAUGCACUUUUCCUAGACACAUCUAUCCAAGUCAUUUUUCAAUGUAUACUUGUACAUAAGUAGUGUGUGACCAAAUAUCAGAUCAGUUCUUUUUCUACUGAAAAUGUACAAAAGACAUACUGUCUGCAUAGAUGAAUCUUUUAAGCUAUUUACAGAACAGAAGAGGUGGUGGUUUGGGGAAAAAGUAACUGCAGCUAUUCUCCAAAAGUUAGUCUUCCUUUGAUUCAGAAUUUGUCAUCCGCCAUCUUCAUAGAUUUAAGCCAAAAUAUAAAUGUGUGAAAAAAAUACCAAUGGCUGUGAAGAUUCAGGAAGUAGAGAAUUCAGUUAUGCAUUUUUUUUCCUAAGGGAAAGCUGGCUCUUUAAUUCAGAUGCUGAAUUGGUGCCAUGAAAAAGCAAAACAAAAAGUGCUAUUUUCUUCUUAUUUAAAAGAAUGUCUUAUCUCAUAAAAUUGACAUUGUUCCAAAGUUCUUGUGGUGAUUUUGCACUAUUGUUUUCUUGUAUGGGCCAUGGUGUCACCUGUAGCAUGUCAAUCACAUGUUGGAAAGUCAAGUCUUUUACUUCCAUGUUGUAUGUCAACAAAGAGAAAUAUCUUGUACAUAGUGUAUAUUGUUGUAAAUACUGGUUUCACACUAAGCAAUUCUAUUUUGUAAACUGAAUAUGGCUAUUUAAUUUAUUGUGAAAAUUAAAUUUAUUGUGGUAUUUAAAAAUGGAAUGGAUUAAAAUUACUCUAUGUGCAA
Molecule: messenger RNA, 1995 nt
Organism: Oryctolagus cuniculus (rabbit)
Lineage: Eukaryota; Metazoa; Chordata; Mammalia; Lagomorpha; Leporidae
Gene: HS3ST5
Product: heparan sulfate-glucosamine 3-sulfotransferase 5
Molecular function (GO): [heparan sulfate]-glucosamine 3-sulfotransferase activity
Source: RefSeq, a predicted model, not a curated record